UUCCAGGAGACAGGUCUGAGCGAGACCGGCGUCUGCAGACCAAGAUGACAACCAACCUGAUCAUGGCCAGAGACAGACUCAGGUCCUUAGUGGAGCUUCUCUCCGUCUCCGGGGCUCAGACGGACGUCUCCAGCGGCGUCUCUAACCCCGUCCACCGUCCGUCUCUGCUGCGUUCAGGGACGUCUGGCCGGCCCGGCGCCGUCUCCAGGAAGAGAGACUCUGUCCCCGCACCAACCGGCCGCCCAAAGACGUCCUCCACAUCCUCCUCGUCCUCGGGGGGUGUCCCUCGCUUCGCGCUGCUCGGCCCCCAGCGCCCCCCCGCCCACGCUAACAGCAACAGCCAGGAGAGAACAAGUCGCCGCGGCGCUACGGUCCGGGCCCCGCCGCCGGCGCCGCUGGAAAAGAAAGACACGAAGAAGAACCUGAAGAACGUAGACGGGAAGCUCGCCGACCUCAUCCUGAACGAGAUCGUGGACAGCGGGUCCUCCGUCGGGUUUGCAGAUGUUGCCGGGCAGGAGUUGGCAAAGCAGGCGCUGCAGGAGAUCGUCAUCCUGCCGGCGCUGAGACCUGAGCUGUUCACAGGGCUGCGGACUCCAGCCAGAGGACUUCUUCUCUUCGGUCCUCCCGGCAACGGAAAGACCAUGCUGGCUAAAGCUGUGGCAGCCGAGUCCAACGCCACCUUCUUCAACAUCAGCGCCGCCAGCUUAACCUCCAAAUACGUGGGUGAAGGAGAGAAGUUGGUCCGAGCUCUGUUCUCCGUGGCCAGGGAGCUGCAACCCUCCAUCAUCUUCAUCGAUGAGGUGGACAGUCUGCUGUGUGAGCGGACGGAGGGCGAGCACGACGCCAGCCGCCGCCUCAAGACCCAGUUCCUCCUGGAGUUCGACGGGGUCCAGUCGGGGGGCGAUGAGCGGGUUCUGGUUAUGGGGGCCACCAACCGGCCGCAGGAGCUGGACCAAGCCGCUCUCAGGCGUUUCCCUAAGCGUGUGUACGUGGCUCUGCCCGGCGAGGAGACCCGGGUCCGUCUGCUGAGGAACCUUCUGGAGAAACACAGCAACCCGCUGACUCAGCGAGAGCUCAGCCAGCUCGCCAGACUGACAGAGGGAUACUCCGGCAGCGACCUCACCUCAUUGGCUAAAGACGCCUCCCUGGGACCAAUCAGAGAGUUGCAUCCGGACCAAGUGAGGAACAUGGAGGCCAGUGAGGUGCGAAACAUCUGUUUUAAAGACUUUGUUGAGUCUCUGAUGAAGAUCAAGAGGAGCGUCGGCGCUGAGACGCUGGAUCUGUACACUCGCUGGAACCGGGACUACGGGGACACCACGGCUUCAUGAUGUCCCAGAGACUACAGAGACGCCACGGCUGCAUGAUGUCCCAGAGACUACGGGGACACCACGGCUGCAUGAUGUCCCAGAGACUACGGGGACACCACGGCUGCAUGAUGUCCCAGAGACUAUGGGGACACCACGGCUGGAUGACGUCCCAGAGACUACGGGGACACCACGGCUGGAUGAUGUCCCAGAGACUACGGGGACACCACGGCUGCAUGAUGUCCCAGAGACUACGGGGACACCACGGCUGCAUGAUGUCCCAGAGACUAUGGGGACACCACGGCUGGAUGACGUCCCAGAGACUACGGGGACACCACGGCUGGAUGAUGUCCCAGAGACUAUGGGGACACCACGGCUGGAUGACGUCCCAGAGACUACGGGGACACCACGGCUGGAUGAUGUCCCAGGGACUACGGGGACACCACGGCUGGAUGAUGUCCCAGACACUACGGGGACACCACGGCUGGAUGAUGUCCCAGAGACUACGGGGACACCACGGCUGGAUGACGUCCCAGAGACUACGGGGACACCACAGCUGGAUGAUGUCCCAGAGAGUUUCUGAUCAAAAACUCUGUUCAUGAACUUUUGCACAAUUGUUUCUAUAAAAAAUAAAGAAUCGU
Messenger RNA from Etheostoma spectabile (orangethroat darter), 1945 nucleotides. Its product is annotated as spastin. Gene Ontology annotation, cellular component: microtubule cytoskeleton. The record is from RefSeq and is a predicted model, not a curated record. The transcript is spliced from 14 exons. Lineage: Eukaryota; Metazoa; Chordata; Actinopteri; Perciformes; Percidae. The coding region runs from base 45 to 1328 and encodes 427 amino acids. Gene Ontology annotation, molecular function: ATP hydrolysis activity; ATP binding.